Molecule: messenger RNA, 1329 nt
Organism: Zea mays
Lineage: Eukaryota; Viridiplantae; Streptophyta; Magnoliopsida; Poales; Poaceae
Product: serine/threonine-protein phosphatase 7 long form homolog
Exons: 5
Coding region: 127-1329 (400 amino acids)
Biological process (GO): meristem development; meristem maintenance
Source: RefSeq, a predicted model, not a curated record
UGUGGUUAUAUUUAUAGUUAUGUAGCUAGUAAUUAGUGUGUUGUGGUUAGGUAAUAACCAUCCACAUUUUAUAUUGAAUGUUUAAUUGGUGUUUCAAAUAGAUGGACAAUUUUUUGAGCUUAUAUCAUGGAGGCAAUGUGGAACAAGAUCCGUAUGACAGUCACAUUAGAGGAUGCACAGAAGAUACUUGGACUCAAUGUUGGUGGCAGAGCAGUGACAGGCCAAUGUGACUCUGACGGUUGGAGGGCUAGAGUUGAGGCCUUUCUUGGUAGGGAGCUUCCUGCUGAGGGCGUUGAAAGGACUGCUGGAGUAGGCAUCACAUGGCUCCGUCAGUCUUUUGGUGUGUGCCCUGCUGAUGCUGAUGAGGCUACAGUCCAGUUCUAUUGUCGAGCUUGGAUCUUGCACAUGUUUGGUUGUGUCCUCUUCCCAGACGCCACAGGAGACUGCGCGUCCUGGAUGUACAUCCCAUGUCUAACCGACUGGGAUACAGCUGGACAGUACAGUUGGGGCUCCGCUGUGCUUUCUUUUUUGUACCGGCAGCUUUGUGAAGCUUGCCGUCGUACGUCCUCCUCUUCGUCUAUAGGCGGUUGCGUCUACCUCCUGCAGAUAUGGAUGUGGUUUCGCAUACCAGUUGGUCGACCACGUGUUUUCCAGCCUAGACCCUGGCCAUGGAUGAUUCAUGGAAAUGAACGUCUUCGACCGACGUAUGCUUAUAUUUGGGACCAAGUGGCAGCUCCUUUUGCGAGAGCUAAGAGGGCAUACAUGGAGUAUGUUAACGAGUUUGACACCCUUUCUGCCUCUAGCGUCACAUGGCAGCCAUACAACGCACCUGAGUAUGCUGGGAUGAUCUUUAGUGUAGUAUGCAGCAGUGAAGAUGAACUCUAUAUGAUGCAAUGUCCUUUGAUCUGUUUCUGGUGUGUUGAGUGGCACCUACCUCACAGGGUUCAGAGACAGUUUGGUAGGAACCAGCUAUGGCCGGUUGAAGAUGUUCCUACUUCAAAGGAGCUACACAAAUUUGACCGGCGGAAGCAAAAGAAGAUAACGGACUUUCGUCAACAUCAUCUGAUAUUAGUAAAUGAUUGGGAAUCGGGUGCUGAGAAUGUAUAUUCCAACGAUGAGUUGCACAACAACAGUGAUUACAGGCGGUACCAAGCUUGGUACCAGGGUGCGACUCGUUGUAAGCUUCGUCAGCAGUGGACAGCGGAAGACUACGCCGACAUUGAUUCUUCUGACGAUGAGGAAACGGAGUAUGACCUGUCCACUAGACUGGGAACCCAAGUGGAGGCGGCACCCAUAUUAGAUCGAGUGGUAAGUUUUACUCGAUUUUAA